AUUCAUUUGAUAUUUUUUUCUGAAGGCUGGUUUUCCACGUCCCCUUCAUCCGAUACCCCCAAAUCCUUGUCAUUUCUCUCCAGCCUGUCUUGGCGAAGAGGAUUGAUGGAUACAAAUCGCGUGUGAAAGCUUCACCAGCAGGGAUUUUAAGGAAUUUGCCUGUGGUGGUAAGGGAAGGAACAGAACGAUAGAGCUCUAUCUACCGACUGAUACAAGAGAAUCCAACAAGCCCAGAGACCUAAGCAGCCACGCACUCAUGCACUAUGAAACGUCUGUAACAGACACCAAAUAACCCCCCCUCUGUUUAAAAAAAAAUCCCACAAACAAAAACAGGACUUUAAGACAAGCCCAGGGGACAGUCUUCCAUUGAUCUCCCCUAGAAUUAAAGACUGCCUUUUUGUAUUGUUUUGCCUUUCUAUUUUUUAAAGCUAUUUUUUAUUAGUGAGGAGGGGGUGCAGCUGUUUUUCUUUCAUGCCAGAGCCAUGAGUUCCUAUUUUGUAAACCCUCUUUUCUCCAAGUACAAAGGCGGCGAGUCCCUGGAACCAACUUACUACGACUGUCGCUUCCCACAAAGUGUCAGCAGGAGCCAUGCUUUGGUGUAUGGUCCGGGUACCACUGCCCCAGGCUUCCAGCACCCUUCUCACCAUGUCCAGGAGUUUUUCCACCACGGAUCCUCCACCAUCUCCAACUCUGGAUACCAGCAGAAUCCUUGUGCCCUGACGUGCCACGGAGACGCUUCUAAAUUCUAUGGAUACGAAGCCCUACCAAGACAGUCUCUUUAUGGUGCCCAGCAAGAGACGAGCGUGGUGCAGUAUCCUGAUUGUAAAUCGUCUUCCAACACUAGCACUAGCGAGGGACAAGGCCAUUUAAAUCAAAAUUCGUCUCCCAGUCUCAUGUUCCCCUGGAUGAGACCUCACGCUCCCGGAAGACGUAGUGGAAGGCAGACGUACAGUCGGUAUCAAACGCUGGAGCUUGAGAAGGAAUUCCUUUUCAACCCUUACUUGACGCGGAAGAGAAGAAUUGAAGUAUCCCACGCCCUGGGACUGACUGAGAGGCAAGUCAAAAUCUGGUUUCAAAACAGGAGGAUGAAAUGGAAAAAGGAAAACAACAAAGACAAACUACCCGGGGCCCGAGAUGAAGAAAAGACCGAGGAAGAAGCAAAUGAAGAAGAAGAGAAAGAAGAAGAAGAGAAGGAAGAAACCAAGGAAUGAUCAAAGUGUGUAAGGGAUAUGAGUGUGUGAGGGUUAUGAGUGUGUGAGUGUGAGUGAGCGGCCGGUUUCCUCCAGGAACCCUCGUUUUAUGGUAGAUGGAAAAAACCAAGACGUCUAGGACGCUCGUUCUUGCUUUUCUAAGAGUAUAGAAUGAGCAAACACAACAGUAACUACCUGUCACAAGACCCAGCCUUCCUCUUUGGUCAGGACUCCCUUUGCAUUUCGUUGUGGUUUGUGCGGGAAAGGGGCAUUUGCAUUUACUUCUUAUUUAUGUCCUUCAAGUCCUGAAAUAUAGGUUAAUAACGUAAAGUAUACGUGAAGAAACCAUGCAAGGUUUACCAGUAUGAUUUCCUACAGACUGACGUUUCUCUAGUACAGCCAAAAUAGUAUUAAUUCCUUUUUAUGUGAAAUUAAACUACCUAUUCGUUUUUUAUUCUCAAGGUCCAUUAUUUAAUGGCUACCUAAUGUAAUCUAUGUUCUAUUUAGAU
Molecule: messenger RNA, 1699 nt
Organism: Spea bombifrons (plains spadefoot toad)
Lineage: Eukaryota; Metazoa; Chordata; Amphibia; Anura; Pelobatidae
Gene: HOXC8
Product: homeobox C8
Exons: 2
Coding region: 483-1211 (242 amino acids)
Biological process (GO): regulation of transcription by RNA polymerase II
Cellular component (GO): nucleus
Molecular function (GO): RNA polymerase II transcription regulatory region sequence-specific DNA binding; DNA-binding transcription factor activity, RNA polymerase II-specific
Source: RefSeq, a predicted model, not a curated record